Messenger RNA from Pteronotus mesoamericanus, 783 nucleotides. RefSeq names its product proline rich 18 (gene PRR18). The transcript has a single exon. Bases 1 to 783 code for a protein of 260 amino acids. Lineage: Eukaryota; Metazoa; Chordata; Mammalia; Chiroptera; Mormoopidae. The record is from RefSeq and is a predicted model, not a curated record.
AUGCUCCGCAGGCUUGGCGGCGCCAUGCCGUUCCCGCUGCCGCCGCCGGCCCCAGCCCCGGGGAUCCCCGCCACGCGCCCGCCGCCCCGCAGGACCCGGAAGGCGGCUGCGCCCACCUGCGCCCCGCCCGCGCCCUCGCCACCCGCAGCCGCCGCCGGGGAGAAGCAGCGGCCCUCAGCGCGGCCCGAAGCGCUGCUGCCCCGCUCCUGGCCCUCGGCCACCCUGAGGAAGCCCCCGGCGCGCCGCGCCCCCGGUCCGGCCGCUCCGCGGCCGCUCCUGGCUGGUUCCGGUGCCAGCCCUGCGAGGACCACGGGGACCGCCGCCUCGCGGCCCGGGCGCGACGCCGCCGUGCGCCUCCCCCCCGAGGCCGCCCUGGUCCUCCAGCAGCCGCUGUUGGCGCGGCCCCGCCGGCCGCUCCCCACGCCCUCGGCCAACGCCAGGCGGCUGCUGGGCCCCGGGCCCCGAGCUAAGGCCGCGGGUCUGCGGAGGGAAGGCGACCCCGGUGGCCCGGACGCGCGCCCGCCCGGCGCCCCGCUGCUGCCCCGCGGCCCGCGGGCCCCCGAAUUCGGCCCGCGACCCGCCCACCUGCGCCGCGUCCUCAAGGUGUCGCUGCUCAACGACCAGCACAAGUACGACGAUGUGGAGUACGAGGAGGAGACCCUGGCCGUGGACGAGGCCCUGGUCCGCAGGUGCACUGAGUGGCUGCGCGGUGUGGAGUCGGCGGCCGCCGCGCGCGACCGCACCCGACCCCUGGACGCGCUGACGCACCUGAGCACGUUGUGA